Messenger RNA from Oncorhynchus nerka (sockeye salmon), 1334 nucleotides. RefSeq names its product calcineurin subunit B type 1-like. The record is from RefSeq and is a predicted model, not a curated record. Gene Ontology annotation, biological process: calcineurin-mediated signaling; protein dephosphorylation. The transcript has 6 exons. Lineage: Eukaryota; Metazoa; Chordata; Actinopteri; Salmoniformes; Salmonidae. Gene Ontology annotation, cellular component: calcineurin complex. The coding region runs from base 203 to 715 and encodes 170 amino acids. Gene Ontology annotation, molecular function: calcium-dependent protein serine/threonine phosphatase regulator activity; calcium ion binding; phosphatase binding.
CCUCGUUACUGACCCGCCCUGCGGGUUUCCCUGUGCCACUGCGGUGAAACCAACGGUAAAAGAGGAUCUGGUUUAAAAAGUAAACAACAACCUGAAUAUCACGAGCGCCGUGUUUUGUAAUAGCGAGACCCCCGUUUAUAUAGUUUUUUUUUCUUUUCGUUCACAUCUCCGGGUCAACCUAUUUCAUCAUCCAACGGGCAAAAUGGGAAACGAGGCAAGUUACCCCCUGGAAAUGUGCUCGCAUUUCGAUGCUGAUGAGAUUAAGCGUCUGGGAAAGAGGUUUAAGAAACUGGACCUUGAUAACUCUGGGUCCCUUAGCGUGGAGGAGUUCAUGUCCCUCCCUGAACUCCAGCAGAACCCGCUGGUCCAGAGGGUCAUCGACAUCUUCGACACCGAUGGAAACGGAGAGGUGGACUUCAAGGAAUUCAUUGAGGGAGUCUCACAAUUCAGUGUCAAGGGGGACAAGGAGUCAAAACUUCGGUUUGCCUUCCGGAUCUACGACAUGGACAAGGAUGGCUACAUCUCCAACGGAGAGCUCUUCCAGGUGCUGAAGAUGAUGGUAGGAAACAACCUGAAGGACACCCAGCUGCAGCAGAUCGUGGACAAGACCAUCAUCAACGCAGACAAGGACGGAGACGGCAGGAUAUCCUUCGAAGAGUUCUGUUUAGUGGUGGGUGGCCUUGACAUACACAAAAAGAUGGUGGUAGACGUGUGAGCAUGUCCCUCCGCUCCUCUCCCUCCCCUCGCUUUCUUCUCCAUCGGUCUCUGAAGAUCUGCUCAAGACGUCUGGCAAACACUUUGUGUAUCAAUGGAAGUAUUCUCUCUCCUCGUGAAGCCACUUUUUAUUCCCUAAACAAGCCACAAGCUUCGCGAAGCCAAUUUAGUUGUGUUAUUUAACUCCAAUCUUCUCGAUAACCUGAAGGACAGCUAUUUUUUGUUUGUAAGAGCAUCCCAGUUUGAGGGAGGGAGGGAGGGUAAAGGUUGGCUUGAUUAUAUUUUGUCAACAUUUUUUUUUUUGUAAUGUUAUUUUUUUUAAAUAUUUAUUUUUGUUCUGGUCUCUUUUUUUAUAGACAAGUAUAUCUAUAAAUGUUUAUUUAGUGGGGAAAUGUGUCAUUAUCUGAGAUGUUGCGUUUAAAUAAUAUACUUGAUUUGGUUUACAAUUCAAAACGUAGGGUAUAAAGUGCCAACCAGGACAUAUGGUAUUGUUAUCAUUAAGUAUCCACCAUUGCGGUCAGUGAUGGACUGGUCUGUGAUGAGUCAAAACGCUCGCUGCAAGAUCACAAAUGGUUAGAUGCUAAUUUCAUUUUCUAAAAUAAACAGCAGUUUCUUUUGCA